Closterium sp. Naga37s-1 is the source of this 1983-nucleotide messenger RNA. The record is from the annotation of a GenBank genome assembly. Lineage: Eukaryota; Viridiplantae; Streptophyta; Zygnematophyceae; Desmidiales; Closteriaceae.
AUGAUCAUCGAGGAGCUGCCGAGUGGCCCGCAGGCGGCGGCUGAACUCGCGGCGAAAGGCGACGCGCAGUUUGUGGACGAGGACUAUGACGCGGCCGUGGAUCUCUACACGCAGGCGAUCAGCGCGAAUGGCGCGACCGAGACUCUUCUCUGCAAACGCGCAGCCGCGCACAUUAAGCUCGAGAAUUUCACAGAUGCGGUGGCAGAUGCAAACGCGGCGAUCAAGCUGAACCCGUCUUAUGCGCUGGCCUACCUGCGUAAAGGAGUCGCCUGUCAUAACCUAGAAGAGUAUGAGACAGCACUGGCAGCGUUCAAGGCAGGAGCCAAGCUAGAGCCGAGUAAUGCCAAGUUCCGCAACGGCAUUCGCAAGGCAGAGGCGGAGCUGCAGAGCCAAGAAGAGGACAUGACAGUUGACGCUCCUGCCCCCUCUGCUCCAUCCACGUCAGAAGCUCCUGCCAGCGCCCCCACUGCCUCUGCUGCCCCCACUUCCUCUGCUCCUGUCACUAAACCUGCGCCAGCACCAGCACCAGCACCUCCGAAAUACAGGCACGAGUUUUAUCAGUCGGCGACAACAGUGGUGGUGACAGUGUUCGCCAAGGGCGUUUCAUCGGAGCAGCUGAAAGUGCAGAUUGGAGAGCAAGUGCUGAGUGCGGUGAUCGAAUCGACCAAUGACGAGCCGCCAUAUGUCCUGCAGCUGCGGUUGUUUGGCAAGGUGGACCCGGCAAAGAGCAAGCACGUGCUGAUGAGCACCAAGAUCGAGGUGCGGCUGGCCAAGGCGGAGGCCAUUCACUGGACGGCUCUUGAGGCAACCAGACGACCCGCGGUGGUGCAGCCUGUGAACGUGUCCGAUGAAACCGCGGAGAAGCUGAAGCACAUGUACCCAUCGUCCCGCAAGCAGCAUGUGAACUGGGACCAGCUUGAGGCAGAGGUGAAGGCAGAGGAGAAGGAUGAGAAGUUGGAGGGAGAUGCAGCGCUGAACAAGCUCUUUCAGGACAUCUACGCAGGGGCAGACGAGGAGACACGCCGUGCCAUGAACAAGUCUUUCGUGGAGUCCAAGGCUGAGCCGUACCUAGUGACCAAAGCCAAGCAGCUUCGCGGAAUCGCGGACGCCGCACAAGCAGAUCUCGACGCCGCUAAUGCUCUUCUCCAGCAGCGGCUCGCGGAGGAAGCGCCUUUGGCACAAAAGGCGGCGGCUGCGGACGCGGAAGUCACCGCCGCAACGACGGAGCUCAACAGCAAGCGCGCUGAGCUCGAGGCGGCAAAAGUGGAGCAGGAAACGGCGCGUCAGGCGCUGAUUCAGGCGAAGCAGGUUUCGCGCGACGAGCGUUCGUACUUUGACGAUCUCGAGUCGCAGGCCGAAGAGGCCAUUUUCGAGGAGAGCGAAGCCGCCAAGGACGUUCUCGACGCCAUCGCCCGCCAAAACACCACCGCCGUCGUGCUCACUGAGCAGCAGAAAAUAGCGACGGAAGCUUACAACGACGCUGUCGCCGCGGCUCGGUCAGCUGCGCGGCUCCAAACCCCGGAGGCGAAGGCGCUUCAGACGGAACUGUACAAUGUCAAGCUCCAGGCGGAUCGGAUCCUUGGCGCAGUGAAGAAGCAAGCCGACCGCGCCGUCCAGCGUGUGUCAGAGCGGGAGACGGAAAGCGAGAAGGUUAAGAAGGAUAAGAGCGAUACUCACGGCGCCGCCGACGUACAGAAGGCGGUGAAAGAAAAGGCGGAGAAGGACGAGGCCGAUUCGAACGUGUUUUUCACAAAGGCGGUCGGAAAGACGAAGAACUUGGAUACCGCGGUGAAAACGGCGGGGCAGAAUUACAAUGCGAAGGUGAAGGCGCAGCGGGACGCCAAGUUGGCGCUGGCGCCUAAGGUCAAUGCGCGCGCGGCGCAGGAGCGCGUCGUGGCGAUGAGGAAGUCGCGCGCGGACGCGUCCAAGGGGAACGCGGAUAACGCGGACAAGGAAGCUAGGGGGAAAGGUCUCAAUUUUUAA